AUGGCGUGUUUCGGGGAAGACAAAAAAAAGGAAAAGUGGGUUUUAAUAACAAUCUUUUUGGGCAUCUUUUCUGUAUUGGUUCUCUUGCUGUUGCCGUUCUGUGUUUCGCGUAAGAAGUCGAAAAGGGGUAGUGAUAAACUUCCCAUAAGCCAGAUUCCAAAUGUUUCUAGGGAAAUCAAAGAGAUAAGGGUCGAUCAACAUUCAGCCAACCACUGUGUUGGCAAUGGCAGGGAUUUCUUCACUGUCCAGGACAAGAAUGAAGAAGAUUCGGAUAAGUUUUUGGCACAUUUUAGCAAUGAGAAGGCUAAGAAUGGUGAUAGUAGCAGUCAAUCCAGUUCGUUUAAUUACCUGGAAAAAAAUGAUGCUGCUCAUGAAUCUGAGGAUAAGAACGGUUCUGUAGCAGUAUACCAGCCUUCUUCAGAUCCUAUCACUGUCUCUUCCCCUCUAGCUGGUCUGUCCGAGCUCUCUCACCUUGGUUGGGGUCAUUGGUUUACCCUAAGGGAUCUAGAAAUUGCAACGGGCAAGUUUUCGAGGGAAAAUAUUAUUGGGGAGGGUGGAUAUGGAGUUGUCUAUCGAGGCCAACUGGUCAAUGGUACUUAUGUGGCAGUGAAAAGGCUCUUAAAUAACUUAGGACAAGCAGAGAAGGAAUUCAGGGUGGAAGUUGAGGCUAUUGGUCAUGUCCGGCAUAAAAACUUAGUUCGGCUUUUGGGUUAUUGUAUUGAAGGAACCCAUAGGGCAUUGGUAUAUGAGUAUGUCAAUAAUGGCAAUCUAGAGCAGUGGCUCCAUGGAGCAAUGUCCCUGCACGGAUACCUCACUUGGGAGGCUCGUAUGAAGAUUCUACUUGGAACGGCAAAGGCUCUUGCAUAUCUGCAUGACUCGAUUGAGCCCAAAGUGGUGCAUCGAGACAUUAAGUCGAGCAAUAUACUGAUUGAUGAGGACUUCAAUGCUAAAAUAUCAGAUUUUGGCCUUGCCAAGUUGCUGGGUGCUGGGAAGAGUCAUAUUACUACCAGAGUUAUGGGAACCUUUGGGUAUGUAGCUCCGGAAUAUGCAAACAGUGGCCUCCUAAAUGAGAAGAGUGAUGUUUUUAGCUUUGGGGUUGUGCUUUUGGAAGCAAUAACUGGCAGAGAUCCCGUUGAUUACAGCCGCCCUGCACCUGAGGUGAAUUUGGUCGACUGGCUUAAGAUGAUGGUUGGAGCCAGACGUUCAGAAGAAGUGGUUGAUCCCAAGAUUGAGACUAGGCCAUCAACGUCUUCCCUGAAACGAGCUCUUUUGACUGCCUUAAGGUGUGUUGAUCCAGACUCAGACAAAAGGCCAUCAAUGAGUCAAGUUGUGCGGAUGCUCGAGUCUGAAGAAUAUCCAGUGCCACGAGAGGGUCGUGGAAGGAGGAAGAAUCAAUCAGUCAACAAUCAGAAAGGAAAUUCUGAUACAGAUAGGAAUGACAAUUAAAAUUUGAGGUCGGAAAGCAAAAGUAAGAGUCGAGCAUAGCCGAGUGGGCAAACGUGCAAAAGUGAUUUAUAGGUUUAGGGAUUAGGGAAAUGGUAAAUGCUUACAGGAUACAGCAUCAUGAGAUACAGUUUGUGCAGUUUCUUUUUAUUUUUAACUUUUCACCUUAGUAUGUGCAUCUGAACAGAGGGGAUAUGAAUAUAUUCACUUUGAUUGAACAAGGAUGUGAAGAAUUGGUUUUUGAGAUUGGAUUUUUGUCCAGCUUUUCA
Olea europaea var. sylvestris is the source of this 1712-nucleotide messenger RNA. Its product is annotated as probable receptor-like protein kinase At5g18500. Gene Ontology annotation, biological process: protein phosphorylation. Gene Ontology annotation, molecular function: protein kinase activity; ATP binding. Lineage: Eukaryota; Viridiplantae; Streptophyta; Magnoliopsida; Lamiales; Oleaceae. The record is from RefSeq and is a predicted model, not a curated record. The coding region runs from base 1 to 1446 and encodes 481 amino acids. The transcript is spliced from 8 exons.